AUGGAAAGGUACGUCGUCCGUCACGGAGUGCUCCUAUUGCCAUGUUUGCUUUUCUGCAAGAAGGCGUCGUACCCACGCUGUACCAUUCUCUGUACUCAGACGCAGACCCCGGAUACUUGCGGCUGCUGCAGGCGUGGUGGGAUGCCCCGGACAGUUGCAGGCUGGCAGCAUCACGGACAAUGA
Molecule: messenger RNA, 183 nt
Organism: Colletotrichum paranaense
Lineage: Eukaryota; Fungi; Ascomycota; Sordariomycetes; Glomerellales; Glomerellaceae
Exons: 1
Coding region: 1-183 (60 amino acids)
Source: RefSeq, a predicted model, not a curated record